ACAUAAAUGCCACAUCAUUAGUUGUCGUUCGACAAUAUUAACAUUAAAUCCAAAUCUGAUUUCGGUCGAACUUUUUUUGCUGGAAAAAAACAAUUUUAAAAAGUGAAGAAGAUUGCUUAACAUGGACCAAUUGGACGAUUCCAACGACGGGCGGGAAACGCGCCAACACUUUGUGAUCACUGUGCAGCUGCGGAGAUCCAGAACCAACAGCGAUGUGUAUCAAUACUUCGACUAUGAGGACCCGGACGAGCCGGAAAGCAUAUGGCCCUUUCAGUUUUCGGUGAAUGAAAUGUUAAUGGCCUUGGGCAGCGAGGAUGUGAAGGUCCAAUUCCUGGCCGUGAUCGUGGCUCGCAAGAUGCUGAGCCGCGAAACCAAUCCACCUGUUGACUUGAUGAUCGCCCACGACAUUGUGCCCGUAUGCCUACGGUUUCUGCAAUGGGUUAGAGAUCCAAUGGUGCAGUACGAAGCUGCCUGGGCAUUGGCCAACAUUGCAUCCGGCAAUUCUGCUCAGACGCGCGCCGUCAUUGACAAUGGAGCAGUGCCUAUCUUAGUUGCCACUCUGAAGUCGAGUUCCGUACAUCCGGUGGAAAUGGCUGUCUGGGCCUUGGCCAACAUUGCCGGCGAUGGAGCACUUGCUCGGGACGUUGUUAUUUCUGAAGGAGUCAUCGAUGGCAUUUUGCCUUUGAUCAACGAUAAAACUUCGCAGGCAUUCCUUCGCAAUAUUGUGUGGCUGAUUGCGAACCUGUGCCGUUACAAGGAUCCCCCGGCUUCGUUCGAUGAGCUGAAGCGUUUGCUGCCAACUCUGUCGGAUCUUCUGCUAAACAGAGAUCCGAAAAUCCUGUGUGAUGCCUGUUGGGCCUUGUUCUACGUGUCGGAUGAUGACGAUGUAAGCAAGAUUCAGGCUGUCGUGGACACUGGUGCCGUGCCGCGCCUAGUCACUCUUUUGGACAGAGAUGAUACAAAUAUCGUAGUUCCAGCGUUGCGCUGCCUAGGAAAUAUUGUCUCCGGGACGGAUGAGCAAACUGAUGUAUUCAUUAACAGUGGUGGACUACCCAAAUUGCGCAAUUUGCUCGAGCACCCGAAGAGCAGCAUUGUCAAGGAGGCCGCCUGGACAGUCAGCAACAUCACUGCUGGAAACCCAGCUCAGAUUCAUGCUGUUAUGAGAACUGAAAUAUUUUAUCAAAUCUAUAAUAUUCUAGAGAGAGGCUGCGUUAAGGCUCAGAAGGAGGCCGCCUGGGCAGUCACCAAUACCACAAGUACGGGAACUCAAAUCCAGAUCUCAGAACUCAUUGGCAAAUAUAGAAUCUUGGUACCGUUCCUCAAGCUUUUGGAAGCAAAAGAUUCUAAUAUCGUUUUCAUUGUUGAGACCGGACUACAUCAUUUAUUUAGUCUUGCUGAGGACUUGGAUCGCGUCGAGGCCCUUGGCAUACUGAUUGAUGACCUGGGGGGACUGAAGAAGCUGAGAGCCCUUCAACAACAUGAAAAUAGGGAUGUCCGUAUUAAAGCCUAUACUAUCAUUUAUAAUUUCAUCGAGCCCUACCCGAUGUUGCAAUCUAGCGACAAUUCGGAUGAAGAGACCGACGCUUUGCCAGAGUAAAAAUCUCCGCACUGGCACGCCUAACCCCAGAUUGUUCUUCCUGCACUAGUUACGCCAGCAUUAUUUAUUUUUAUAUUCUAUGGUCAAAAUGUUUAUUUUUUAUUUUCGA
Molecule: messenger RNA, 1706 nt
Organism: Drosophila willistoni
Lineage: Eukaryota; Metazoa; Arthropoda; Insecta; Diptera; Drosophilidae
Product: importin subunit alpha
Exons: 1
Coding region: 122-1597 (491 amino acids)
Biological process (GO): NLS-bearing protein import into nucleus
Cellular component (GO): nucleus; cytoplasm
Molecular function (GO): nuclear import signal receptor activity; protein binding
Source: RefSeq, a predicted model, not a curated record